UGAUAUUUUAGUGGAAGAAGACUGCAUAAAAUAGUUUGACUAUACCUUUGUUCUUUCUCUGCGUGUUUUUCAAAAAAGUAAACCAUUCCACGCAUACAUUAAGUAGAAUGUUUUUGCAUACACAAAGAAAUGUGAUUACAAAUACCUUUGGAAGAGGAUUAGUCAUGAUUUGUACCUUUUGUAGGCAAAAGAGCCGAUAGAUGGGGCCUUUCAUUAAUCAGAUCAGCAGCUCUGUUAGCCUCCCCCGACCCCAGCUCCUUAGCCUCCGUGAAUAAAGCAGUGGCCUGGGCGUUCUUGCACCCGCUCCCCACUCCUCAGAAGAGUCCUGCCAACUCUGCCUUGUCCUGUUGGAUUUGCAGUCAGAUGUCUCAGGCUGGCACUGGGCAGGCAAUGAGUUCUUUCCCUGUAACUUGGGCACAAAAAGAUCAGCAUGGGAGCAGCCUCCUUUGGGACAGCUGCUCUGAGAGAAUGCAGUAAGCAAGGAGCAGGAAGAAAUUCCUCCGAGAAGAGGGUGACUCGUGGGAGGAGUUCAGUGUGCUAACUAUUGUCAUUUGCUGAGAGAAGGUGUGUACUUGAGGAGUCUUAACCUGGAGGAUCCUUAACUCUUUCAGUCAGCUGGCGAGCAGUGGUGGCUCAGCAAGUUCGUCCUGGAAGCGUCUGCUCGGGAAGGUCAGGGCGGAGGCGUGGAAUUGUUCUUUCAUGGGGGACCGCUUUGAGAAGGGCCAGCACGCUUUGCUCAAUGAAGGAGAAGAGAAUGAGAUGGAGAUAUUUGGCUACCGGACUCAUGGCUGCCGGAAAACCCUCUGCCUUGCUGGAUCUAUCUUCUCCUUUGGGAUCCUCCCCUUGGUGUUUUACUGGAGACCUGCUUGGUACGUGUGGGCAAAUUGCAUCCCGUGUUCCUUGCAGGAAGCAGACGUCGUGUUGCUCAGGACAACAGAUGAAUUCCAAACUUACUCUUGGAAAAAGGUGAUGUGGAUCUACCUGUCGGCACUCAACAGUGCAGUUGGUCUCACUCCUGACCACCCUCUCAUCACAGAUGAGGAGUGUAUCAUAAAUAGAGCCAUAACAAAGCCAGAUCUAAAGGUGAGAUGCAUAAAAGUGCAAAAAAUAAGAUAUGUUUGGAACAACUUAGAAGGACAGUUCCAGAAAAUUGGCUCUUUGGAAGACUGGCUCAGUUCUGCCAAGAUACAUCUAAAAUUUGGAUCAGGACUCACAAAAGAAGAACAAGAGAUUCGGAGGUUAAUAUGUGGGCCUAAUACCAUCGAUGUUGAAAUCACACCAAUUUGGAAACUGCUCAUCAAGGAGGUGUUAAAUCCAUUUUACAUAUUUCAACUCUUUAGUGUCUGUUUGUGGUUUACUGAAGAUUAUAAGGAAUAUGCUUUUGCCAUCAUAAUCAUGUCCACCAUUUCCAUCGCUUUGACAGUAUAUGAUCUCAGAGAGCAAUCUGUAAAGCUCCACCGUCUAGUUGAGUCACAUAAUAGCAUUACGGUCUCAGUAUGUGGGAGAAAAGCUGGAGCCCAAGAGCUGGAAUCACGCUUCCUGGUACCCGGAGAUCUAUUAAUUCUGACAGGGAACAAAGUGCAAAUGCCAUGUGAUGCCAUCUUGAUUGAUGGCAGCUGUGUGGUAGAUGAAGGCAUGCUGACAGGAGAAAGUAUUCCAGUCACUAAAACUCCGUUACUCAAGAUGGAUGGCUCUGCGCCCUGGAAAACACAGAGUGAAGCAGAUUACAAGCGACACGUCCUCUUCUGUGGCACGGAAGUUAUCCAGGCCAAGGGAGCUUGUUCCGGGACCGUGAGAGCCGUGGUCCUGCAGACUGGAUUCAACACUGCAAAGGGAGACCUUGUGAGGUCCAUUCUCUACCCCAAGCCGAUGAAUUUUAAGCUCUACAGGGACGCCAUCAGGUUCCUCCUGUGCCUCGUAGGGACGGCCACCAUUGGCAUGGUCUAUACAUUGUGCGUCUACGUGCUCAGCGGGCUAAAGAGUGACUUCAUCUUCCAGGAACCUCUCCAGGAGGUGGUGAAGAAAGCCCUUGAUGUUAUCACCAUCGCAGUUCCUCCCGCUCUACCUGCUGCUCUGACCACUGGCAUUAUCUAUGCCCAGAGGAGGCUCAAGAAGAGAGGCAUCUUCUGCCUCAGUCCCCAGAGGAUCAAUGUAUGUGGGCAAUUAAACCUUGUCUGCUUUGACAAGACAGGCACCUUAACAAGAGAUGGCUUGGACCUCUGGGGAGUCGUGCCCUGUGACAAGAAUGGCUUCCAGGAAGUCCAUAGCUUUGCCUCGGGCAGGGCUUUGCCAUGGGGCCCACUGUGUGCGGCCAUGGCCAGCUGCCACUCUCUGAUUCUUCUAGAUGAGACCAUCCAGGGAGACCCUCUGGACCUCAAAAUGUUUGAAGCCACCACCUGGGAAAUGGCUACUUCUGGGGACGAUUUCCAUGUGAAAGGAGUACCGGCCCACGCCAUGGUAGUUAAGCCCUGCAAAACAGCCAGCCAGGUACCAGUGGAAGGAAUUGCAAUCCUGCAUCAGUUCCCAUUUUCAUCAGCACUGCAGAGGAUGACAGUCAUUGUUCAAGAGAUGGGGGGUGACCGGAUGGCUUUUAUGAAAGGUGCACCAGAGAAGGUGGCCAGCUUUUGCCACCCUGAGACAGUACCAACUACUUUUGUUAGUGAACUUCAGAUUUACACGACACAGGGCUUCCGGGUCAUAGCGCUGGCCUACAAAAAGCUGGAAAUGGACCACCACACCACUGCCUUGAUGAGGGACAAGGUGGAGUCAGAUCUGAUAUUUCUGGGACUGCUGAUCUUGGAGAAUCGAUUGAAGGAAGAGACAAGACCUGUGCUGGAGGAGCUCAUCUCAGCCCGGAUAAGGACUGUAAUGAUCACAGGUGACAAUCUUCAGACUGCAAUAACAGUGGCCAGGAAGUCUGGAAUGGUUUCUGAAAGCCAGAAAGUCAUUCUUAUUGAAGCAAAUGAAGCCACUGCGUCCUCAUCAGCAUCUAUAUCUUGGAAAUUGGUAGAAGAGAAGAAACACAUUGCAUACGGGAAUCAGGACAAUUACAUCAACAUCAGGGAAGAAGUCUCUGAUAAUAGCAGAGAAGGAAGUUACCAUUUUGCCCUAAGUGGAAAAUCCUUUCAGGUUAUAAGUCAACAUUUCAGCAGCCUACUGCCAAAGAUAUUGAUCAACGGGACCAUCUUUGCAAGAAUGUCUCCUGGGCAGAAGUCCAGUCUAGUGGAAGAAUUUCAGAAACUGGAUUAUUUUGUAGGUAUGUGCGGAGAUGGAGCCAAUGACUGUGGGGCUUUGAAAAUGGCUCACGCGGGCAUCUCUUUAUCAGAGCAGGAGGCAUCUGUGGCCUCGCCAUUCACUUCCAAAACUCCAAACAUUGAGUGCGUACCUCACCUUAUCAAGGAAGGACGUGCAGCUCUCGUGACCUCAUUUUGCAUGUUUAAGUACAUGGCCCUGUACAGCAUGAUUCAGUAUGUUGGUGUUCUGCUGCUCUACUGGGAGACAAACAGCCUUUCAAAUUACCAGUUUCUGUUCCAGGAUCUGGCCAUUACAACUCUUAUUGGUGUAACAAUGAAUUUGAAUGGUGCCUACCCCAAGCUCGUGCCUUUCAGACCUGCAGGACGGCUCGUCUCCCCACCUCUGCUGCUCUCUGUGAUUCUCAACAUUCUCCUCAGCCUGGCCAUGCACAUUGUGGGCUUCAUUCUGGUUCAGAGGCAGCCUUGGUAUUCCAUGGAGAUGCAGAGUGCCUGCACAGUGCAAAAUAAAAGCAUCUCAAAGUUAACCAUAUCUCCAGCUGCUCCAGGAAAAAAUGGAAGUUAUAGUGACUUCACAAGUUUUGAGAACACUACUAUAUGGUUCUUGGGAACAAUCAACUGUAUCACUGUGGCUCUUAUCUUCUCUAAAGGAAAACCAUUUAGGCAGCCGACCUAUACAAACUAUAUAUUUGUCCUUGUGUUGGUCAUACAACUGGGUGUGUGUCUGUUCAUUCUCUUUGCUGAUAUUCCAGAAUUAUAUAGGCGUUUGGAUCUGCUCUGCACUCCUGUCCUGUGGAGGGUCUACAUCAUCAUUAUGCUUGGCUCCAAUUUUAUUGUGUCCUUUGUUGUGGAGGAGGCCAUUAUUGAAAACCGAGCCCUGUGGAUGGCAAUCAAAAGGUGUUUUGGAUAUCAAUCAAAAAGCCAGUAUCGGAUAUGGCAGAGGGCCUUGGCAAAUGACCCCAGUUGGCCCCCGAUAAAUCAAACCUCCUACUCUCACAGUCCAGGGUGUGGCAGGGAAGUGUCUUACAGCAAUCCGGUCUUUGAGAGCAAUGAGGAACAACUUUGAAGGCAAUAGGAUAAACAUGUUGAACUAAUAUAGAAGCAAUGACAAAAAGGGACCAAUUUCAGUGAUAUUUAAGCAAUGAGACUCUUACAAUAUCGGCUGGAGUUUUUGGAAUCAAAAACCUAUCCAAUCAUGGUGACAAACUGAAGUCUGUUUGAUACAAUACUUUCUACAGAGCAGAGCACUGCCCCAAGAGACUGCUUUCCUCUUGGCUUCUAAAGGUAUUAGAGGUUUUCAGUGAAUUAAGAGUGAGCUGGCCAAGAAUGGCAAUGGGCCAAGAGAUUGGGAGGCUAAAAGAGAAGCAGAAUAUGCAAUCUUUUUUCUUAGAUAAUAUAUCUUUUAAAUGAAUUGAGGGAAAGUAGCACUGUGUGUAGUCUUAGAAUUGUAACAUGUUAAAGAUCAUUUUUGAAUUCUUAUUUCACUGUUGGAAAAACAAAUGCAUGGGAACCAUCACACCAAUCUUCACUGUCUGGUUUCCUUUCCUUCGUCAUACUUCUCAAAUCUGAGGCAUUUUCUUCUACUUCUGGCCUUCCCUUCUAUAUUAGUAAGGAUAGGCUAAGCUGAUGCUGCUAUAACAAAUAACUCCCGUAUCUGAAUGGGUUAACACACAAGAGCUUCCUUCUUGGUCCAGGUGACUCUUUAGAAUAGCUCUCCUGGGAGUGGUGACUGCUUCAGUAUCAUGGCCCCACUGACUCAACACAAAGACUCCAUGUUUACUGUGAUAAGGGAAGGAAGACUGAGGAUCACACAUGGGCUCUUCCCCACUUCACCCCCAAAGCAGCACACAUUUCUGCACAACCCACAUCUCAUUAGGCUCAUUAAGCGUCAUUUACCAGGGAUUUGGCAAAGAAGCUGAGAAGUGCAGUCUCCUGUAUUUAGGGUUGGCUUCAUGGGCAGAUGACCUGUGUAGUCACACACAGCCCCAUGCUUAGAAAGGCCCACACUUGGUUUAAUACUCUGCACUUGCCAUCUUGAAAUUCUUAAUUUUUGAACAAGGAUUUCCACAUCUUCAUUUCGCACUGGGCCUCACAAAUUAUGUUAUUGACCUGGCUUGUAUUCCUGGGAAAGAGAGGAAAGCAGCCCAAAUCAAAGGGUUCUGUCCCCUAGCUCUGCGCCUCCUAACCCUGUGAACUUCUCUGUGUCGUAAGAACCUCUCAUCUCACACGCCUGACGCCAGGAAUUUUCACUCCUCUGCUCUAUUAUUUUUGAGAAAAGUUAGUCUUGUGCUACAGCAUUAUAUGCUAUCAUCCACAUAAGUCCUCACACAACCCACACAUUUCUUAAGUUUGAGGCUUCAGUUUUCAGAAAACAAAAAUUUUCCUUAUUUCAUCACAAUUACAGUUUGGUUAUAUUGGAUUCACUUAGGAUAGAAAACACUCAGGUUUCUGCUAACUCAGCAGACGACCCUGAAUUCUGGGAGAACAUCCACAUAUACUAUAAUAAGGCAAAAGCAAAAUUAUGAACGUCAAGUCCUAAGGGAGUGUUCUGGGCAGGGGGGAGUGUCCUGGCCCAGGAUAAGAGGCUGGCUUUGCUACUCAUCAAGAGCAUCUGCCACCAUUCCCUUCCCUGGCUGAACUACUGAGUGCGGUUGGUGGCUCUGUGACUACAGAUAAUGCUGAGAACAUAGUGUUUCUCAGCCACAAUGGUACCUUGUUGCUUCUGGUUUUAAUAUAGGGUGAGAAGAAUCAUUAAAAUAGGCUGCAGAAGUGUUGUCUUCCUUGGUACAGAAAGAAAUGCUUGCUUUUACAAAGUCAGCCUCAGCAGAGAUAGGGCAGCUCUGAAUGUCUUUUUCUAGAACUGAUAGUUUUUCUCAUUUUUCAAAAGCGGAGGGUCAUGGGCAGGGGCAAAUUGGAGACGGUCUACAACCUAGUGAUGAGCAAGAGCAGUGUGUGUAAUUAAUUAGAAGAGCUCUUUGCCAAGGGCUGUCACCUCCAUGAGCCCACUUGAGUUGCACAAUUCUCCUGGGACUCAGACAAAAGACUCACCAUCCCCACCUUACAGAUGAGAAAAUUGAAAUUCAGGGUGAGGAGAGCAGACCCAGCCUCAGACGCACAUCUUCUCAGCGAACUUUCCAUUGCUUCCAAAUUCCACCUGAUCACAAAGCUCCAGCAGAGCAGGGUGCUCAGUGUGAUCUGACAGCCAAAUGAGCUCUUUGCCAGGAGGAAGGAGGCAAUCUUUUGUUAACGCCAGGACCUUUUGUUCAAAUGAAUGCGAGUUCUCCUGCCAGGCUUGGCCUACAGGUGUGUUCAAAACAAAAAAAAUAAAACCCAAACCCACAGGGUCUGUUUGUCUUUCUGAGA
Messenger RNA from Equus caballus (horse), 6614 nucleotides. RefSeq names its product ATPase 13A4 (gene ATP13A4). NCBI's taxonomy places the organism in Eukaryota, Metazoa, Chordata, Mammalia, Perissodactyla, Equidae. Gene Ontology annotation, cellular component: late endosome membrane; endoplasmic reticulum membrane. Gene Ontology annotation, molecular function: ATP binding; P-type ion transporter activity; ATPase-coupled monoatomic cation transmembrane transporter activity. The record is from RefSeq and is a predicted model, not a curated record. Gene Ontology annotation, biological process: intracellular calcium ion homeostasis; polyamine transmembrane transport.